AUGCCAAUCAAAGACCAAAUACUGGGGGACAGCUCGGAUUCUAAAUCAGACGACACUUCAGAGAAUUCGACGAGAUGCAGCCCGGCAUCUUCCAGAGAAACCCUCACUGAUGAAUUUGAGGUUAAGGCUAACAAUUUUAGAAAUGAAUUCCAUGCCUACAAAAUGGACCAGGUGAGCUUGGUGAACCUAACCAACAUACAGCCACAACAGUCAAAGGAAUCAUGGCCCCGUAUGCAACCUGUUCACACUGAGCUCCAAGGCAUGGAUGAAGAUGUAGUUUUCUUAGAGAGAUGGAUUGCAAUUAGAACGAAAUUAUUUAACAGGCUCCUGCAAUGUCGCAAAAGACUCCAGCCCAAGUUCGCUGAUGGUAAAUACGAAACACUUUCGUAUCUCUACAGCCUCAAAGACACUAUGCAGCUAAUCCAUCACGAUCGUCCAAGUCGGGAAACUUUCUUGUGCGUCGCAAAGUUUGUGGCCGCUACUCUCGAUAGAAAUGAAGAGCUGGAGCAAACAAUCGAGAGUCUUGUCUUGCAAUUAGCUGACAAGGGCCGCUGA
Ophidiomyces ophidiicola is the source of this 555-nucleotide messenger RNA. RefSeq lists its product as uncharacterized. The coding region runs from base 1 to 555 and encodes 184 amino acids. The record is from RefSeq and is a predicted model, not a curated record. NCBI's taxonomy places the organism in Eukaryota, Fungi, Ascomycota, Eurotiomycetes, Onygenales, Onygenaceae. The transcript has a single exon.